Molecule: messenger RNA, 869 nt
Organism: Dioscorea cayenensis subsp. rotundata (Guinea yam)
Lineage: Eukaryota; Viridiplantae; Streptophyta; Magnoliopsida; Dioscoreales; Dioscoreaceae
Product: putative germin-like protein 2-1
Cellular component (GO): cell wall
Molecular function (GO): manganese ion binding
Source: RefSeq, a predicted model, not a curated record
UUCACACUAGAGUUGCAAAAGAUGGCUAGUGCUCCAACUCAAACAUUCAUCUUUCUUGCAUUUUUUGCAUUAUUAACUUCAUCUCUUUGCUUCGCUUCUGAUCCAAGUCCUCUCCAAGACUUCUGUGUUGCUGAUGCUGCUUCAAAUGUGUUUGUAAAUGGAUUUGUGUGCAAAAACCCAGCAAUAGUCAAAGCCAACGAUUUCUUCCUCUCCGGUCUCAAUAAACCUGGCGACACAUCGAAUCCUGUCGGUUCUAAUGUAACUCAAGCCAAUGUAGCUCAAAUACCAGGGUUAAACACUCUUGGUGUGUCUUUAGUUCGCAUAGACUAUGCUCCUGGUGGACUUAACCCUCCUCAUACUCAUCCUCGAGCUACUGAAAUCCUCGUUGUUCUUAAAGGCACUCUUUACGUCGGUUUCAUCACUUCGAACCCUAAUAAUACGCUCUUUUCUAAGAUCUUAUACGAGGGUGAUCUUUUCGUAUUUCCACAAGGUCUUAUACACUUCCAGUUCAAUUAUGAGCAUUCAAAUGCAGUUGCAUUUGCAGGGUUGGGUAGUCAGAACCCUGGAACAAUCACAAUUGCUAAUGCUGUGUUUGGAUCAAAGCCUCCCAUUUCUGAUAUUGUUCUAGCCAAGGCCUUCCAAGUUAGCAAGGAAAUUAUUGACAAACUUCAAGCUCAGUUCUGGCUUGAGAAUUAAUACCUUCAUCUCUAGAUCAUCAACUAUAUAUAUAUAUAUAUAUAUAUGUUGGUCUAUGUUUGUUUGCAAAAUAACAGACAUGGUGCUUAUGUAUGAGCAUGCAUGUUUGCAAGUUGUGUUUUGUUUGAUCAGUUUACUUGAAUGAAUUAUUAGUCCUUGCUGUUUUAGUUAUC